AUGUCGUCCAAACAAACAACGAAGGAAGAACGAGAAGAAGCUGCUGCGAGGGUGGCCGGUUCCGAUCUCAAUGAAGUUAACCGGGAACGUCGUCAGUACGAAGAAGCACAACAUCCGACCGGCGUGAUAGAAACCAUUCAAGAAGGCACCAAGUCCAUCUUGAAAGCCGUUAAAGAAGCUGCCACUGGAAAAGCUCAUGACCCUACCAAUACGACCAGAGAAGGUUUUUACGCCGCCGGUGACCGUGACAGAGAUUCCAUAAUCGACAAGACCAGUGAAGCCAAAAACGCUGCUGCCGAUAAGAUGGGAGAGUACAACGACUAUACGGUUGGCAAGGCAAAGCAAAGCAAAGACUCCACCGUGGAGAAGGUGGGGGAGUACAAGAACUAUGCGGUGGAGAAAGCGAAGCAAACCAAAGACGAGACCAUGGAGAAGGUGGAGGAGUUUAAGGACUACGCUGCUGAGAAGGCGAAGCAAACUAAGGAUUCUACGGCUGACAAGGCGGAGCAAGCCAAGGAGAAGGUUGGGGAGUACAAGGACUAUGCGGGUGAGAAGGCGAAGCAAACUAAGGAUACUACGGCUGACAAGGCGGAGCAAGCAAAGGAGAAGGUGGGAGAGUACAAGGACUACGCUGCUGACAAAGGAGAGCAAGGGAAAGACACAACUAUGGAGAAGAUGGAGGAAAACAAGGAUUAUACUGCCGAGAAAGCAAAGGAAGGAAAGGAUUCUGCCGUUCCGAAGCUAACUGAACUCAAGGAAUCGGCUGCGGAAGCUGCGCGACGAGCAAUAGAGACGUUGACUGGCAAGAAAGAAGAGACCAAACGGAAGGCUGCUGAGACAGGAGAGGCAGCCAAGGGGAAGAUGGGUGAGACCGAGGAAGCGGCGAGACAAAAGUUGGAAGAGCUGAAAUUGAAAGGGAGAGAGUACAAGGACGAAGCUGGACAGAGGGCUGGAGAGGUGAAGGAUACAGCGACUGAAAGAAUUGGAAACAGGCAGGGAGAAGGGGGGAAGGGGAGCAUAUUUGAUGCGAUCAAGGAGAAGCCAAUGGGUUCAAGUGACGAGACGGAGCAGAAAAGGGAGCAAACUGAUCAGUGUCACAACAGAGGUGGUCGUCAAGAUGAUGAUGACACAGCGAAAAUCCCAGUUAGAGGGGAAGUAGUGGUGGAAGGUCUCCAUGAGACCGUGGAUUCUCCCAUCAAGGCAUCGGCGGUUAUUUUUAAGGCUUCCGAUCAGAUGUUCGGUCAGACUUUCAAUGAUGUUGGAAAGAUGGAAUAAGAGGAGACCGGUCGUAGGGAUCGUGAUGCUCAUGGCUAGAUAUGAUAACACAAUAUGUGUGUUUUCUUGCUCUGUGCUUGCAUUGCAUGGAGGGUGGUGCUUUGUCUCUUGUUUCU
Messenger RNA from Telopea speciosissima, 1391 nucleotides. Its product is annotated as late embryogenesis abundant protein ECP63-like. The record is from RefSeq and is a predicted model, not a curated record. Lineage: Eukaryota; Viridiplantae; Streptophyta; Magnoliopsida; Proteales; Proteaceae. The coding region runs from base 1 to 1275 and encodes 424 amino acids. The transcript has 3 exons.